This is a messenger RNA of Corticium candelabrum, 725 nucleotides long. Its product is annotated as small ribosomal subunit protein uS12-like. Gene Ontology annotation, cellular component: ribosome; small ribosomal subunit. NCBI's taxonomy places the organism in Eukaryota, Metazoa, Porifera, Homoscleromorpha, Homosclerophorida, Plakinidae. Gene Ontology annotation, biological process: translation. Bases 57 to 629 code for a protein of 190 amino acids. The transcript has 2 exons. Gene Ontology annotation, molecular function: structural constituent of ribosome. The record is from RefSeq and is a predicted model, not a curated record.
ACUCGCGCUGUUAGCCUCGCCUGGCAGGUGCGCACGGCAUCAAGACGUGGUUGGUUAUGAAUUUACUGACUGUUAUACAGAGGAGUUUCAUCAUUGCCAAACCUCGGCAGCUACUCAAUUCUACAACCGCUUUCUCUUGUGCAAAUAGUUUCUUUGCAUCACAAACAUCUGCACAGCCAGUAUUUUACCGGAAUUUAUGCCGAAAUAUGGAAAUCCUUGACUCACAUCGAACAAUGCAACAGCAGCUUUCAAUGUCAAGGCUUUGUCCAUUUUCUUUCAACCCUGUUCGUUUCUUAGUAACUCUAAAUCAGAUCAGGCGGAAAAAGCCACGUACUAAGAGAACUCGUUCUAAACAAGAGGUACCAAAAGACAAGCAGGUUCUACUUGGUCCUCAGCGGAAAGCAGUCGUGGUCAAGUUAUUUAAUCGACAACCAAGGAAACCCAAUUCAGCGCAGCGAAAGGUUGCUCUUGUCAGGCUCAGUAACGGUAGACUUUUACAAGCAUAUAUGCCUGGUGAAAACGCACAACUUCAGGAGCAUGCGGUCGUUCUAGUGCAAGGGGGUCGCGUGCAAGAUGUGCCAGGACUAAAAUAUAGACUUGUUCGUGGGAAAUAUGACUUUUCUCAUUAGACAAUUGUUAAUACCUCCUCGAGUAUGGUUGCAGUUGGAGCAUAUAUUAGUCUUGUUUAUAUAACAGUUCUUAUCUAAGAUCAAAGAAACUUAAUU